GCCCAUAGGUAAAUGCAUGGGAGCCAUGACAGGACGCUCAGCUGGAAACACACAGGGAGGUCGGGCUGAUCUGUGUGGAGGGUCUGAUUGGCUACCUGCAGAAAUAGGCAACAAAAGAAGAAGACAUAAGAUCAAGACCAGAGAGUCGACGCUCACUUUGGACCUAAGAAGGAAGAGUGCCUUUGCAACAGCUGGAUGAGAGCGGGGAAACAUCUGCAGAAGAUGAGCGCCGUUGUGUCGCUGCUGCUUCUGCGUGAAACAUCUCCGGAAUGAAGCCGAGCUCUCAUAGGACAUGAUGCAACCCACGCUGAUUUUAAAACGACACGAGAACCACCAGAGAUGAGUCAAAGAACCGCUGAGGAAUUACACUCUCUUCCACAGAGGGGGUUAUCUACAUCUUCUACAUCUUCUCUGAAAAGACGACUUGUAAGGCUUGCAAGAAAGUCCAGUGAUGGAUCUCUUCGGUCAAGUUCGUCUACCGGCAGUUCGUCCACUGGCAGGUCGGCCGAGGCUGUGGCUUUCAGACAGCCGAGCAAGAGCCGCAUCCGUCACCACACCAACCGCCUCUCGGGAGUCUUCCUUCGCGGCGGCGGCGGCGCCGCCUCUGGCUCGCUCUCCAUGGCCAUGUCCACCCAAAGCGGGAAAGGAAGCGCGAGUAGAGAUGGCAAAAUUGCGGACGACCCCUGUGAGCUGUCAAUCCAGUUGAGUGCUCCCGGAAUUUUGAAGAUCUUUGGAAGCGAGAUCUGUAAAGGAGCUCACUAUAAGAGUGUCUUGGCCACCACACAUUCCAGUGCAAAAGAGCUGGUCAAAGAGGCCCUUGAAAGGUAUGGCCUUGGGAAAGAAGAGGCAAGUUCCUAUGUUCUGUGCGACACCAUCGGCUUCAUUGCCGAGCGCCAGUGGAAAACCGAAGGCUUCCGAGCGGUGGGCGACAACGAGAAGCCGCUCCUCCUGCAGUCGUUAUGGAAACCAAGGGAGGGCCUCGCCAGACGCUUUGAAAUCCAGAGGCGAAGCCUGGUGGAAGAGCAGACGGCCAAAGAAAAAGACACCAUCACUGCUGGGAUCAACGCCCAGGCCCGUAAGCUCCAAAAGAGUCGCUCCAGAGUUAACUCCACCCUCAUGGAGAGAACAAUGAGUCGAAGCCAAAAACUUUGGAGGAGUAAAAGUGAGAUGGACCUUAUCGAUGGCGAUUCAGUCAAUCGGGAUCAAAGUAUGUCCUUGAAUGGAACGUUAGUGGAGAGCCGUGAGGGCCCAGAAGUCAGGGACAUUAAACAUGCAGUUCCCUCUAAGGGGGAUGGUGCGUUGCAAGCCAAAACAGAAAGGCUGUGUCCAUCGAGGCCCAGAGGUGAGCGGGAAGGAGAGGAGUCGGAGAGGGAGGAGACGGAGAGUAGCGACGAUAACACCACACAGUACUCCAUUCACCCGCCUCAGGACUGUCCGUACCUGCUGCUACUACAUGGCCACAGCCUUGUGCAGGACUUUGUCAUUUACCUACUUCCGAGACCAAGCAUUAUAUUGGGGCGACAAAAUGACAACGGAGAUGCGGACAUUGGCCUCCUUGCAGAAGAUAUCCUUCCAAAACAUUGCAUUUUUCAUCGCAAUAGCACUGGCGGACCAACCAUGCUGUGCCCCUUUCCCCAUGCUGUCGUCACAAGGAAUGGCAAUAUAUUCAAAGACAAAGUCCAACUUUGCCCCGGUGAUGUCAUUGGGCUGGGGCAAAGCUACUUGUUUCUAUUUAAAGAUCCCUUGCUGCACAAGGAACCCGACAGUUCUGCUCCCUGGCCCAACUUGUUUGGCUCCGCUACACCUAAUGUGAUCCUCUGCAACAACCUGCCCAGCCCAGCCAGUAGAAAGUGUCCGAAAAGAUCUCCAUUUCUGAAAUCACCGCAGGGUCACUACCUGACUUUGAACUACCGAGCUGACGAUGAGCAUUGCAUCAUCAAGCAAAUAGUGGCCAUGGGGAGCACCCACGUUAAAGACGGACCUUCAUUGAGCGUUGCUUUUCUGCUGUGCCUUUGCGUUCAGUAUUCCGCCUCAUAUUUACGUACGUCGGACCUACGAAGGCUCCUGCUGCUGAUUGCAAGUGAAAUCCAAAGCGCUGUUUGGGAGCAAACCAAGGAACUGGCUGCUUUUCAGAAGGACGUCAACAAGGACAUCAUCCCAGCACUGUUGCCCCUAGUGGUGUGGAUGUCAAAUAGCCUGGAGAUACUCCAGUUCAUCCAGUAUCAGCUGCCUGUCAUCUUGGAGUGGAGAACAAGUGAAGAGGAUGAAGAAGGAAAGGCUGGGGACCUUCUGGAGUUACAGCUGUCCUGUGUGCACUCAGCCAGUGAAGAAACAAUGGCGUCCCUGGAGGAGGUCAUCCUGCUUACCUUUCAGCAGUGUGUGUACUACAUCACCAAGGUCCUGUACCCCAUCCUGCCGGGCUUUCUCAAUUGCAACCGAUCCAAGGAGACUCUUGAGGGGCCGGUCGACAGCGUCCCUGAUCAAGUCCGGCAGGUUUUGGAAGUCCUAUCUGAGACCCAGAGACUCCUCUCAGACUGUCAGCUUCACUCGGAAAUGACCACGCAGCUCGUGGCCUUCAUUUUCUACUUCGUCAAUGCAUCGCUCUUCAACUUGCUCAUGGAAAGAGGCGCCGAGCCAGAUUUCUAUCAGCGGUCUACCGGCAUCCGCAUACGGGCCACUUUGGACUUGCUGUUGAACUGGGCCCAGACAACCGGAUUGGGGAAACUCGCUUUUGAGUACACGCGCACACUCUCAGCGGCUAUCAAUCUUCUUACUACGCCAUGGGAAAUUCUACACCAGAGCUCUUGGGCGUCGUUACGAUGUGACUUCCCUGCACUGAACGCAGCUCAGCUGAAGCACCUGCUCAGCUUUUACAGCCCAACAUGUCCCACCAGGCACACGUGGACUCCGUGUGCCCGGGACCAAACAGAAGCGCGCGCAACCGAGGAUAUCCUGCAGACUUUUGAUAGCCACCAUCCUCUUGUGCUACCAGAUGGGGAUUACCAGUUCAUAGUGGAAAGGCCGGUGACAGAUUUAAGCCUGCUUGAACACUUAAACAAGCUCCAAGUGUUCAUUUUUAAUCGGGCUAAUUCACAGACCAAUGGGGGGACAUCUUCUGGCCAGCAGCAGGGUAUCACCAUGGAGGCCAAAUCCAGCCAGGAACCAGUCCAAAUGGUGCCAUCAUCAUCUGGUUCACCUCCAUCCCCCCCUUGGCCGUGCCCCCAUUCCUCCAUCCAGGAAGUGGAUGAGUUGAGCUCCUGCGGUGCCCAACUUUUGUCCCAGAAGCUUCGGAAUCUCCAUCUGCAGACAAGCCCUGAGAUAAGGAGGUCAGCACUGGACCCCUCCUGUCUACUCACCCCACCCAACACCCCCCUCGUAGAUCCUGUUCAUUUGGUUAAAGAAGACCAAGACGCACAUUCCUGGUCCUCAGACGGCGGUGCAUACGACCAAGGUGGCUUAAUGUCGGAAUGCCUAUCGGCGCUGAAAGACGACCGUUUGAGUCAAGAUUACACCAGUAUGAAAAGGAUUUUCGAACUCAUAGAGGAAGAGGAGGAGGAGGCCGAAGAGAUGAGCAACCAUUUUGACGACAACAACGAUGAGAUCUUCAGUUUGGAGCUCGAGCGGGACCAAAGCGGUCUUGGGCUUGCUCUAGUUGACACAAGGGAUAUGUCAUUGAAGGUGAAAGGCAUCUUCAUUAGGGCAGUGGUCCCGGACACCCCUGCAGCCCGCUGUGAGAAGCUCCAAGCAGGAGACAGGAUCCUUGCUGUUAAUGGAAUCAGUCUGCUUGGCUCCCAUUGUCUAAAUGGCAAGGAGUUGAUGCAAUCAUCAGGUGACCGGCUGAGGCUGCUGGUGGCCAGAUCUGAUUGGAUGGCCAAGGCUAUACAGACUGAAUGCUGACGCUGCAAAAAUCAUCCAGAUAAGAGUUGGGGUCCAAGAUCACUUAGAAUAAAGAAUUGUAGCCUAGCUGACAUGAAUGGGGGCAAUGCUUAAUUUUGUCAAACCUGGUGUUGUGCUUCUCACCAUGACCACCACCAAGGAAAACUGGAUUGCUUCUUCUCAAAACAAAAUGCACUAUAAUAAAUGUGUUCUCUUUGGACUUUAAAGUCAAGUUAAUCGUUUCUGUGAAUAAAAUGUUUUUCAAGAA
Syngnathus typhle (broad-nosed pipefish) is the source of this 4144-nucleotide messenger RNA. RefSeq names its product ras-associating and dilute domain-containing protein-like. NCBI's taxonomy places the organism in Eukaryota, Metazoa, Chordata, Actinopteri, Syngnathiformes, Syngnathidae. Gene Ontology annotation, molecular function: GTPase binding. The transcript is spliced from 19 exons. Gene Ontology annotation, biological process: substrate adhesion-dependent cell spreading; signal transduction; neural crest cell migration. The record is from RefSeq and is a predicted model, not a curated record. Gene Ontology annotation, cellular component: microtubule. Bases 340 to 3897 code for a protein of 1185 amino acids.